AGCCAUAUUUUCCCUUUGUUGUUGUUGUCGUUUAUUUGAGACAGGGUCUCUAUGAAUUCCUAGCUGUCCUGGAACUUGCUCUGUGGACCAGGCUGACCUCAAACUCACACGAGAUCCCCAGCCCUUUGCCUCCCAAAUGCUGGGACUAAAGGCAUGCGCCACCAUACCCAACCCAAUUUCUAAUGGAAUUCACUCAGCUGCAUCAUAGCUACUGGCCAGUGAGGAACAGGCCCAAAUUUGGGUCAUUGGAAGCAGAAGCUGCAAGCAGGGGUAGGUGGAGAUUUUGUAGUCCUGAGCUGGGAAGAGGACAGUGAGUGCUCCAUUCCAACCACAGAACCAUCUGGUUUAUACCAGAAAGAGGAUGAGGUAAUGCAUUCGGUGCUUAUGCCUCCCUGUGCUGGAAAUCUAGAUGGUAAAGGGUUAGGAAAUUUGCACACAUUACUUCUAAUAGUGAGAAUGUGAGAGCAUUCCAUUUCCCUACAUUUCAGGUUCCAAAAGCCUCAUAUUGUGGACAUAUGAAACUGGUACCAAUUAUCUUGACAGUAAAACUCAAACCUGAGUGUGGCAGGGCAGACAUGAGGGAGAACCCUUUGCUCCGUUAUGAAGGAUAUAUUUCAAAGGCAGUGAGAUACAGUGAGAAACAUUUCCUGUGGAAACUCGGAGCCCUUUUGUAUCUCAGGUUUCUUUUUAAAACGAAGUUUGCAGCUCAAAGUUUGUGGCUUCAUCAAAAGAAGUUUCAAAUCCCAAAGGUGAGAUAACUCUCACCUGGAGCCCGUGUGUCUUUCCACCCUCUGGCUGGGAACAAUCACCUGGGAAUGAUUCCACCAGGUGGCUUCCAAGGUCCAACCUACUUGGUUGAAAUCUGACACUGACAGCGACUCCCUGGGAGCUGCUGCGGUUCGCUCAACAGGGAACCAGGAAAUGCGCAACCUCUUUAUGUCCGAAAACCAGCUGGGCUCCCGGGGAGACGCAUCCGCCAUGGGAAACAGGCUGUGCUGUGGGGGAAGCUGGAGCUGCCCAUCAACUUUCCAGAAGAAAAACAAAACAGGGAGCCCAGCCAGACCCACACUGAGCAUACUGAAGCAGCAACAGCUCCGGCAGAAUGGCACCAAGGUCUGUGAGACAACAGCACCAAUGUAUGAGCAAGUGUUACACCGGCCCGGAUCUCAAAAGGAAAGUUCACACUCCACAUCGGAGGAGAGCAACUUGCAUUAUGCAGACAUUCAUGUGCUCAGCCAAGUGCAGCCAUACUCUGGCAAGAAGGUGAAACACCCGCAUUUAGAAACCGCUACAGAGUAUGCCACCCUCCGCUUCCCCCAGGCCACACCUCGAUAUGACAGCAGCAAUGGAACCCUGGUGUGAGCCCUUGGAAGGAAGUCCUGGCUUCCACGAUUUUACAGUACUGUGGGGACAAUUUACUGUUUUCGACAGUAGGGAUGUUGGCCAUGUUGUAAUCUUAAAGAACACCAGAACAUCUGGAAUUAUGGGUCCCCCUACUCUCUCCACUAUGAAUCUUUUGGUUUGCCACUGUUAUUGUGGAGUUGUGGUAAGGCUAUGAGUGGGCUGAGUUCCCAAUAAUAUUUAAGUGUGCAAAACAGUCAUCCUUUAACCCCUAACAUUACGUGGACUCUCAAACGCAGCAGGAACCCUUUAUGCACGUUGGCUGUUUCUGGUAGGAAUUAUUUAAUGAUAUUUGGGGUUUUGUUUUGUUCUUUUAUUUGCCACAUAGCUGAGGAUGGCCUUGAAAUCCUGAUCUAUCCCAGCCUCCCACUCCCAGUGCUGGGAUUACAGACAUGUAGCCACUAUGCUCAGCUAAUCAUAUCCCCUUUACACACUUUUACUUCAAAACCUCUGAGGAAGCGUUCUGAAAAAGCUUUUGGAGCUUUUGCACACGGCCCCGGGACUGCUGUGGGAAAUUAACCUAGUAGCUGGGUCAAGGGCUUCAGACCUUAACACAGAGAUGGGGACGGGGACUGACAGAUUCUAGUCUUCUUCAACCACGGGCCGCAAGGACUUCAAAUUGUGGACACUAACAGCCUGGAGAGGACAGCCUGGAGAAACUCUCCUUGUAGGAGGACUGUUAGCUCUCUUCUGAGGAACCGUUAGGAUCAAUAAAUAAAUAGUAUGAAGGACAGGCUGAGUGGU
Peromyscus californicus insignis is the source of this 2145-nucleotide messenger RNA. It is a transcript of the gene CUNH11orf52, whose product is annotated as chromosome unknown C11orf52 homolog. The transcript is spliced from 4 exons. The record is from RefSeq and is a predicted model, not a curated record. Bases 922 to 1362 code for a protein of 146 amino acids. Gene Ontology annotation, cellular component: extracellular exosome. Lineage: Eukaryota; Metazoa; Chordata; Mammalia; Rodentia; Cricetidae.